CCCACCGGCUUCCGGCCGGCCCGGGGAAUCCCCGCCCACUCGCGCGCGCGCGCGCGGCGUGACGGCGGGGUGUUGAAAAGCGCGGCGCGGAGCAGGGACGCUGCUGUUCCACGCAUUCUCUCCCCGCCGGCGCCAUGUACAGAAAACACCUCCAGGAGAUCCCAUCCUCCAGCAGCAAUGUUUCCACCAGCUCUACGUGGGACAGGGACUCCAGCAAGAUCUCGGAGUCUCAAUCCGGCACGGGAGUGCCUGUCCUUAAGAAGGACAAGCCAGGCAAUGAAAAUGUGCUGCAGGACUUGCUGGUGUCGUUGCACUGUCCGCCUCAGAAACGGCAGAGGGUGAAGGAGAAGGGAAGGAGCUUUGUCACUGUGCGCUGGCCCCGGCUGUUCCAAGAACCAGAGUCAGGUGCCACUUGGGAUGUACUUCCAGAUGAAUUGCUUUUGGCAAUCUUUGCAUAUUUGCCCCUAAAUGACUUGCUAAAAGCUUCCCUGGCUUGCAAAAGAUGGCAUCGUCUUUUGUUUGAUGAAUCUCUCUGGCAGACUCUCGAUCUGACUGGUACAAAUUUGGUGCCAGGAGUGAUUGGACAGGUGCUGUCUGCAGGUGUUACUGUAUUCCGCUGCCCAAGAUCUUGUAUUGGGAGUCCGUUGUUCAAAACAAGAAAACCUCUCAGAGUUCAACAUAUGGAUUUGUCAAACUGUGCAGUGUCUAUUGCAGACCUCCAGAGUAUUCUUUGUCAGUGUGAAAGGCUGCAGAACCUUAGCUUGGAGGGACUAGUGCUUUCUGAUGACAUCAUCAAGAGCAUUGCUAAGAAUUCCAGUCUGAAGCGACUAAAUCUCUGUGGGUGCUCAGGGUUUUCUGCAGAAGCUUUGGAGCUGAUGUUGACCCUCUGUUCUAAGCUGGAGGAGCUGAACUUGUCCUGGUGUGACUUCACAGCCGCCCAUGUCAAAGCAACAGUGAAUCAUGUUACUUCAAAAGUAACCCACUUAAAUUUAAGUGGAUACAGGCAGAAUCUACAAAUACCAGGUGGACUGACUCUGUGUGACCUGUUUUCAGAUGUUAAAACACUGGUGGAAAGAUGCCCUUUUAUCGUCCAUUUAGAUCUAAGUGACAGUGUGAUGUUGAAGUGUGAGUGCUUCCAAUAUUUUCAUCAACUCUUCUUUCUAGAACAUCUGUGUCUUAGCCGAUGUUACCAGAUAUCACCUGCUGACUUAGUAGAACUUGGUCAAAUUCCAACAUUAAAGAUUCUUCAGGUAUAUGGAAUAGUGACUGAUAGCUCCCUGAAGCUCCUCAAGGAAAUGCUUCCUGACAUGAACAUCAAUUGCUCCCCCUUUACAAGUAUCGCAAGGCCAACUGUUGGCAGUAAAAAUCAUGAGAUUUGGGGCAUCAAAUGCAGAUUGAUGCUGAGAAACCCUAGUGGCAUAUAAUCAUUUACUGCAUGCGACGGACACACUGUGUGAAGCUCCUUAAGAAGCAGGAUGCUGGAGCACCUUUAAUCAUAGUACUGUUAUUGUAAAAAGCAUUCUAACUUUGUCUGAUGCCUUAAUGUAAUUUUAUAAAUAUUUGUAUGCUUUUUUACUUAUAGCUUUUAGAAAUUGUGAGCAAUUUUAGAAUCUUUAAGUCUUCUGACAUGGGAUUUUUUUAAAAAAUAUUAUGAAACAAUCAUUGUAAUUAAGCAAUGUCAGCCUCCAGUAACUGUUGCAGGUUCUGAUGCAGCUUAUGUUGCUCUAGGGGGUUCUAAAGGUGCUUUUGGUUACUUCUUCCUGACCUACAAUUAAGGCUUCUUAAGAAAUUGUCUUCAUUUAAGUUUACAAACUCAAAAUGAGUUAUGGUAUUAAACCUAGUCAAACCCUUAGUUGACCAAGAUACAUAGUAAAAUGAGAAGCUGCUUGCUUAUGAGAGGGAUAGAAGACUGAGUUUGAGUUCAUCAAACUUGAAAACAGUAAAUAGGGGAAGGGCUGUCUAAACAAAAGCAGCUAAGAGACAGCUCAAUACUGUGCAAGUUAAGAAGCACUAUAAAGGAGCUACAGUGAAGUUUUUCUUUAGCAGGCCACAAAGGUAACAUCUGUUUUUAGUAUGCUUCAUUGUUAGCAAAAUACAGUCUGAAAAGUCCAUUCAGAAUAAGCAUCUGUAAAAGUAGAUGCUGUCACCAAUUGUUUCAUAUUGUGGUGCUAGGUUUUCUGAUUUAAUAUUGCAGAACCUUAAUGUAGCUUCUGGGAGCUUGAUCUCAGAUAAAAACUCUUAAAAAUAUUCCCUUUCUUCCUUUACAGAAUAAGAUCUUUCAGCUGCAGCUGAUAAAUUGGCAGACAUCUUGCUUGAGGAGGGUCUAAUGGCUUGAGAUCUCAGACCAAAAACAAAACUUGGGAAUGCAGUGUAAGAGAGGUGAAAGGAAGAGAUCAGUUUCUCUUUUAUAACAGCUUAUGUCUGUAGUAUCAUUUCACUUCUUGUAUCUGGAACACUAACCACUACUGCCUAGUGCUCUUUUUUUAAAGACGGAUGAAAAGCUGAGUAACUGUCAAAAAACCCAUACCAAAAGAAAAACAACCAACCAAAAAAAAACCUGAAGGAUUGGGACAGCUAAUGACUUUAAAUAAAACUUUCAUCUGGGUCUGUCAUCAGGUUCCUUGUGCGUGAGCCUAGAAUGUUUCAGCACAUGUGUUAAUUGAGAAGUCCUAAGGCAAAACUUGCACUGUGUAGGGCAGGAAUAUGCUGUUGUUCUCAUGACUGCAGUAAGUGAACAGGUGGUGAAUUUCAUCAUGGAUGUUUAAGGUUAGCCUGCAGCAUUACUGUAGGGCUGUUGCAUAGGUAUAGUGUUUCUCAUCUAAAUCUGAAGAGUUGAAGAAUACCUGCUAGUACACAGCAGAUUGAUUACUGUGCAAAGAUUAUAUGAGUACUAGAAUCUGAUAUUUGACUUUCUAUAGUAUAAAGCAUUAUCUUAAUGUAAGGUUUUUUUAAUUGAAUUUUAAGAGUAAGUAACACUUGAGUAACUAACGGGCUUGUGCCCCUUACAAAGGAGUUAAUGGGGAACAUAUGUUGUGAAAGCUGGAGUGGAGAAGUGAUGGGAGGUUGGAGGAUACUGGAUAUUCUGCUGCUUCAGUUUGCAGCCUUAGUUUUAUGCCUUAAAUUACUUCAAGAAAUAAGUAGAUCUUUGCAGCACAGCACUGUUCUAAAUUUUUCUAUGUAUAAUGUAACCUCAUACAACUUCCCUUGCGUUUAUUAAACUUCUAAGGAAUUGUUAUAUUGUACAGUAUGACUGACAGAUGGGAGAACACUUUCCCUGCCUUCCCACCAACUUUGUGUCAUGGGUUAAAAAAAAAAGAGAUUUGUCCAAGCAAUGUCUGAACAAUGGUGGUUUAGAGGACAGGGUGUUAUCACCAAUACAUUUUGCAUUUAAUUGACUACAGAA
This is a messenger RNA of Phalacrocorax carbo (great cormorant), 3403 nucleotides long. NCBI's taxonomy places the organism in Eukaryota, Metazoa, Chordata, Aves, Suliformes, Phalacrocoracidae. The record is from RefSeq and is a predicted model, not a curated record.